This is a messenger RNA of Scaptodrosophila lebanonensis, 3176 nucleotides long. RefSeq names its product heat shock 70 kDa protein 4L (gene Hsc70Cb). Gene Ontology annotation, molecular function: ATP binding; ATP-dependent protein folding chaperone. NCBI's taxonomy places the organism in Eukaryota, Metazoa, Arthropoda, Insecta, Diptera, Drosophilidae. The record is from RefSeq and is a predicted model, not a curated record. The coding region runs from base 264 to 2801 and encodes 845 amino acids. Gene Ontology annotation, biological process: protein folding. Gene Ontology annotation, cellular component: nucleus; cytosol. The transcript is spliced from 7 exons.
GUCGCCGCGUCAAUUUUUCAUUGAACUGCGCUGAGAAAACGUGUGUGCCGAGUUGUGAGACGGAAAAUUGUUAAAUUUAAGCUAAAACGUUGAUACAUAUAUAGAUAAAUUUGAACUGGAAACUAGCAUUGUUCUGCAGUUGCAAGUAAAGAGAGAGAACAAGAAAUAGAAAAUACACAUUAGGCAACGAAGUCUAACCGAAUAGUUCAAAGAAAACCAAUCAAAAGCAAUUUAAACGCAUCGCGAAGCAGCGGGAAGGAAAAAUGUCUGUGAUUGGCAUCGAUUUUGGUAAUGAGAGCUGCUAUGUUGCGGCCGCCAGAUCUGGAGGCAUUGAGACUCUAGCCAAUGACUACAGUCUGCGUGCAACGCCCUCCUUUGUGGCUUUCGAUGGCAAGAAGCGCAUUAUUGGUGUCGCCGCCAAGAAUCAACAGGUGACCAACAUGAAAAACACAGUUGGCGGCUUUAAGCGUCUGCUCGGCCGUAAAUUCAACGAUCCACAUGUGGAACGUGAGCUCCAGAGCAUUCCAGCACGCGUAGAGGCGCGCAACGAUGGUAGCAUUGGCAUCAAGGUCAACUAUCUGCAUGAGGAUCAAUAUUUCUCGCCUGAACAAUUGACUGCCAUGCUGUUUACCAAGCUAAAGGAGACCUCGGCACAGGCCAUGCAAACUCAGGUUAAUGAUUGUGUCAUUGCCUGUCCAGUUUUCUUCACCAAUGCCGAGCGUCGUGCUCUGCUCGAUGCAGCACAAAUCGCCGGCCUAAAUGUGCUACGUUUGAUGAAUGAGACAACGGCCACGGCAUUAGCAUAUGGUUUCUACAAGAACGAUCUAUUUGAGGAUAAGCCACGCAAUGUCAUCUUCAUCGAUUGCGGCCACGCGGCACUGCAGGUCAGUGCGUGUGCAUUCACCAAGGGAAAGCUUAAAAUGCUCGCCAGCACAUGGGCACAGAUUGGUGGACGUGAUUUUGAUUUAGCUAUGGCAGAAUACUUCAGCAAGGAGUUCCUCGACCGCUACAAGAUUAAUUCUAAGAAAAAUCCACGCGCCCAUUUACGCCUGCUAACUGAAAUCGAAAAGCUUAAAAAGCAAAUGUCAGCAAACAGCACAAAACUGCCGCUUAACAUUGAAUGUUUCAUGGAAGAUGUGGAUGUGACAUCAUCCAUGCAGCGCUCCCAUAUGGAGGAGCUUUGCGCUCCGUUGCUGCAACGUGUGGAGCAAACGUUCAAGAAAUUGCUUGUUGAAUCCAAGCUGCAAUUGGAUGACAUCAACUCUGUUGAGAUUGUGGGCGGCAGCUCCCGCAUACCGGCCAUUAAGCAGCUGAUUGAACAGGUCUUCAACAAACCGGCCAGCACCACACUUAAUCAAGAUGAGGCUGUUUCUCGCGGUGCUGCUCUGCAAUGCGCCAUCAUGUCGCCUGCAGUGCGCGUGCGCGAAUUUGGUGUUGUUGACAUACAAAACUAUGCCGUGAAGGUUUUGUGGGACAAUGAGGGUUCGGCUACGCCUGGAGAAAUUGAAAUAUUUUCGCAGUUCCAUCCAUCACCGUUUAGCCGUCUCUUGACCAUCAACCGCAAGGGUCCAUUCAAUGUGUCCGUCUUAUAUGCCCAGCCGGUGCCAUAUCCGGACCAAAUGAUUGGCGUUUGGAAGAUUAAGGAUGUGAAGCCCAAUGAGCGCGGCGAGGGUCAGGAGGUUAAGCUUAAGGUUCGCAUUAAUAACAACGGCAUUGUACUCAUCUCGUCAGCCACGCUGGUGGAGAAGAAGGAGUUGGAGGAGGCUGCCGCUGCAGCAGAACAAGCAGCCAAUUCUGUCGGCUCUACAAGCAGCGAUGAAAAGAUCAACGAACAACAGGCAGCAAACAAUGCUGGCGAGCCAACAGAUGCUCAGCAGGAGGCAUAUUGUGAGAAUGAAGAUGAUAAUAAUGCAUCAACAGCCUCAUCACCUGGAGGACAAGGGUGGGCUCAGCGGGUCAAGGGCUGGUUUGGUUCGGGCAACGACAAAAAGAAAAAAUCCGCAAAGGCUACCGAACUGCCCAUGGAGGUGACCACACAUGGCUUUGCACCAGCCGACCUGAGCAACUUGACCCAGCAGGAAAGCAAGAUGAUUUCCAAUGAUCAGAAGGAAACUGAACGCAUUGACGCUAAGAACGCUUUGGAGGAAUUUGUGUACGAUAUGCGUAACAAGUUGCAGGGCGGCGCCCUGGAGCGUUAUGUUGUGGAAUCGGAUCGUGAGGGCAUUGUCGCGCAGCUGAAUGAUCUUGAGAACUGGUUAUAUGAGGAGGGUGAGGAUUGUGAGCGUGAAACGUAUGUGAACCGCCUUCAGGGAUUGCAGCAACAAACCGAUUCCAUUAAGCAACGCGCCCACGAUUACGAACUUUGCCCGGCUGGUUUUGAGGAACUGAAGAUGGGCAUCGCCCAUGCCCGCCAGGCCGUGGCCGAUUUCCGUAAGGGUCUGCCCAAAUAUGAUCAUUUGACGGAAACUGAGUUCAUAAACAUUUCCGAGGCCGCGGACAAGGCGCAAAAAUGGCUGGAUGCCAAUUUAGGUAAAUUCUCACAGGCGCCACGCACCACGGACAGUCCCGUGCAGGUAUCUGCGCUGCGCCACGAAGUCCAGACACUGAACUCGAGUGUCAAUUCGGUCAUUAAUCGCGCGAAACCGAAGCCAGCAACCAAGGCGACACCGCCAAAGGAUUCCGAUGCUGCACAAAAUGGUGGCGAGCAGUCGAGCGGCGACAAAAUGGAUGUGGACAACAAUGCACAGAACCAAAAUAUGGGCGGAAACGGACCGACUGAUGCCGCCAUGGACGUGGAGUGAGCGCCGUUUAUGGGGGCGAUAUAGGGCGGCGUUUAAUGUUAGAUUAGUUGAGCGAUGCACGUAUAAAAUUCAUUUGUAUAUGCAAUUGCUUUUAAUUUCUUGCGAUGAACAGAAAAACAAAACACAAACAAAAACACUACACAUGUAAGCGAUUCAUUUGGAUUAGUGCAGGAGACGACAGAUAGUUAGAUGGACGGGAGGAAGAAAGGGAAGGCGAGAAAAACACAUUACUGUAUUUGCAGAACUUAAACCAAUUUCUAAUCGACCAUUUUUCAUGUAUUUGAUGAAUAACACCAACAAAAUACAACAAAGGACACUAAAUGAAUGGAAUUCAAAUAAUCAAAUAAAACAGAUUCCAAAAACUAAACUCAUCUA